Talaromyces amestolkiae is the source of this 483-nucleotide messenger RNA. RefSeq lists its product as uncharacterized. The coding region runs from base 1 to 483 and encodes 160 amino acids. The transcript is spliced from 3 exons. Lineage: Eukaryota; Fungi; Ascomycota; Eurotiomycetes; Eurotiales; Trichocomaceae. The record is from RefSeq and is a predicted model, not a curated record.
AUGACUCAAUUGAUUCACAAAAUCGAGACUCAAUCUCCCGUGAUCACGCGACCCAUUGCUCCUGCUAACCUGCCUUGCUUGGUACUCAGACAAUCCCUCAAUCCCAUUACUGCGUUUUCAAAACUCAACGACCAAGACCAUACCAGCCUUGCCGAUGACCCAGCCGGGGUUGUGCCGCGCUACUUUGGGAAGACAGGACCUUUCAAUGCCGACCCAAACAAGACCAAGAAAGACGGAGGUGGCAAGGGAAACUGGGGUCGUUCUGGAGAAGAAGUCCAGGACUACGACUACAAUUUUACCAAUGCUCGACGUCGCUCCAACAGCAGCAACCACGGACUGUCCGACUUCAAGACUAAGUUCGAGACUGUGGAACCUGAGCCAGUCUUCGAGGAAGAGUUUCCCGAUGUAAAUGAGAAGCAGGGCAACGGUGUUAUACGCGAGGUCGAAGCAGACACCGAUGCCAAUGGUGUCAGUGAGGCAUGA